AUGGCGGCGUUGAAAACCACCGCCUGGGUCGUCGCGACACCACCCUGCCGUGCGACCCGUUGUGAUGGUCGUCCUGCAGGGUGGCCUCUCUCCAGCCCGCGCCUCCUGCGCCUCCAGCGCGCCGCUCCGUGGCUCGGCGUCCACGACGCUGCCUCGUCCGCGCCACCUCUGGCUGUUUUUCCGAGGUGGUCCACCCACUUUUCUGGACUCCUGGUGUCCAGCAGGGGGUACCACCUAGCCAGCAUCGCGGCAGAGCUCAUUCGGGGGAUUUUCCGCGAUGUGAGGCCAUCCGGAUAUUUCUGUUUUUUACGCAUGAUCUCCGACGGGUCUGGUCAAGUUCGAGCUCCAGCAGUUCCAUUGCAUCCCUCGAGCCAGUCGUAG
Prorocentrum cordatum is the source of this 381-nucleotide messenger RNA. NCBI's taxonomy places the organism in Eukaryota, Dinophyceae, Prorocentrales, Prorocentraceae. The record is from the annotation of a GenBank genome assembly.